This is a messenger RNA of Armigeres subalbatus, 816 nucleotides long. RefSeq names its product mediator of RNA polymerase II transcription subunit 18 (gene MED18). The transcript is spliced from 4 exons. Gene Ontology annotation, cellular component: core mediator complex; mediator complex. Gene Ontology annotation, molecular function: transcription coregulator activity. The coding region runs from base 92 to 739 and encodes 215 amino acids. NCBI's taxonomy places the organism in Eukaryota, Metazoa, Arthropoda, Insecta, Diptera, Culicidae. Gene Ontology annotation, biological process: termination of RNA polymerase II transcription; regulation of transcription by RNA polymerase II. The record is from RefSeq and is a predicted model, not a curated record.
AUUGUUUACAUCGGUAGUUUUCAAUAAGCACUUUGCAAUCAUUGCAUGUUGUAAAUUUGUUUAGUAAGAUUAGAUACUUAAGAAUCGCAUAAUGACUACAACGGCCACACCGAUGGCUGCAGUUGAUCUGCUGCAGCAAGCUCUUAACUCAAAUAUCAUUCCAAAUCAAGAAUAUUUGCUACAGGGAUCUAUUCUGGAUUCGGCCACAGAGCAUUUGCUGCACCGAUUGCGUGGGUUGUGUGAUAAUGUCGAUACUGGACCGGAAGCUUUUUCCGACUACGAGAUGUGUCUCAGCUUGAAGGUGCCAAAUGAGAAGACGCCAGUUAUGACCGUUCGGGUACGCAAAGCACAGGACACAGAUGCUCCCUAUCAGCUGCGAUACAUCGGCCAGCCGGAGCUUGGCGACCGCAAUCGCCCAACAUUGGUUCGAAGCAGCUUGGACAUUGCCUGCACACCACACGUGGUUGACUUCUUGACUGAGAUGGGCUUUCGGGUCGACUUCGAGUACAUCACUAAAGGCUACAUGUUCCGCAAGGGGCGAAUGAAGGUUACCGUGUCGAAGAUCUUCAAAGUCAACAGCUCGGAACCGAUCUCGCAAAGCUACCUGGUUGAGCUGUCCGUGUUAGCCCCGACCGGGCAGGACGUCAUCGCUGACGAUAUGCGAAUUUUCGCCGAACAACUGAAACCGCUGGUUCAGCUGGAGAAGAUCGACUACAAACGAUUCGCGCAGAUGCCCUAAAUCAUGCUUCACGACGACUUUCAUUAAUUUGGCAACAUGUGCCGCUUAAGAAGACAUUAAACUGUAAUUAACCGAAA